AUGCCCGGCAGACAAAUGCAUGCGCUCUCCCUCAAUGAUCGUGCAGCCAGCUGUAGCCAGCUCGAUACAGAUGCUCUCUCGUCCAUUGCUUGUCCUAUAUGUCAAGAAGAGAUGCUUUCCCUGCAACAGCUCAAUCGCCAUCUGGACGAUGCACAUGUUGAGGUCGCACAGCAAGUCCAAGAGGUCGGCAUCCGGUCUUGGUUCGGGAAACAAAUUUCUCGCAGUUCAAAACUAGCGCCUGUUGCAGCGAUUGCGAAAACUCUCAAGUUCGUCGAGCCCUUUGAGCGGAAUGGCGCAGAAGAGGAACAUGUCGGUAUCGAAUCGGCGCAAGAAACGGAUAGCAUUGUGUCGCGCGCACAUUGGCAGAAGGAAAGCAAGGAGGACUAUUGUACACUUGACAAUUGUCGUAAACGAUUAGGUGGUCGGAUACGAGCUGUCAAUUGUCGGCAUUGUGGUAAGCUUUACUGCGAUCAACAUACGCUCUGUCAGAUGCGACUUUCGCGCAGUGCCGUCUAUGAACCUGUUCGUGGGCAUUGGUGUCGAGUCUGCAUAAGUUGUUACGAAGGCAGAGACUGGUAUCACGAUAAAGAAGGUUGUGUGCAUGAUCGGUCAGCAGAGCUAUUCGCUUGCAGACGAGGAUGGGUUGAUCGAGCACGACUUGAGGCGAAUCGUCUCGAGAAGCGCCUGUCAAAGCUGCUUGCCUCCCUCGCAGAUUUGCCGAAAGAAGACACCCAGGACAAACUUUUCGGCUUAGUCCUCGGAAAGGCGAAUCCGCGACGGCUCAUUGAGCAGCAGGCUGUGCCCUGGGAAGAUGAUACGACUUUGACAGAGUGCAGAGAUUGCAAACUGCCAUACAGCUACUCCAAUCGAAAACAUCAUUGUCGACUAUGUGGGCAAACGACGUGUGGCAAUGCAGCUACGCGCUGCAGUACCGAGAUUGCCUUCGAUGUCGCGAUACCGGAAAAAGUGCAACAAGCUCGCCAUGCUGGCUCAUCAAGCGUAACACUACGUCUUUGUCGCAACUGCGAGAUGCAACUCUCCGAUAUUUCACCUAUGGUAGAAGAAGAGACGGCGGGAUUGCCCUUGUGGAUGACACACUACACAACGCUUCGCCUGUUCCAAACAUCUAUUGAGUCCCUCAUGCCUCGUUUUCAGGCACUUCUCAGCAGACUAGACGAUACAAGUAAUUUCCCGACCAGCGAGGAGACGAAAGCUGCUGCUCGUGUCCGCAAAAGGUUGGUCGAUGCUAUGACCCAAUACGACUUAUUGGCCAAGAAGAUUGCAGUUCGAGAGGACGAAAAGGCUACCAUCUCCCCAGCUGAGACUAAGCUACGAGGUAAUGUUGUCUUGCAAGCAGGUGUCUUUCUACAGCGCAACUUGGUUCCACUGCAACAUGUACCUAGUCUCUCGCAGCUCCGAAAACGACAAGCUGAUUUGGCGUCGACGCCAGAUGACGCCGCUAGCUUGAUGAGUGGCGAAACCAUGUCGAGCGAGGAAUCAAAGCAUCAGCAAGAACAGCGACAAAUUGUCAUGGUCCUCAAGGAACAGGAAUUUUUACUUCAAGAAGAACUAGAUCGACUGAAGCGACGUCGUAAGUUUGAAGAAGUCAAGGCACUCUCUGUUGCGCUUGCAGAGUUGGGUGAGGAAAUCACAAAACAGGUGGCCAUCCUGGGUCAGGAUUUGUGA
Protomyces lactucae-debilis is the source of this 1686-nucleotide messenger RNA. RefSeq lists its product as uncharacterized. NCBI's taxonomy places the organism in Eukaryota, Fungi, Ascomycota, Taphrinomycetes, Taphrinales, Protomycetaceae. Gene Ontology annotation, molecular function: DNA binding; metal ion binding. The record is from RefSeq and is a predicted model, not a curated record. The transcript has a single exon. Gene Ontology annotation, biological process: DNA repair. Bases 1 to 1686 code for a protein of 561 amino acids.